This is a messenger RNA of Durio zibethinus, 1612 nucleotides long. RefSeq lists its product as uncharacterized. The record is from RefSeq and is a predicted model, not a curated record. NCBI's taxonomy places the organism in Eukaryota, Viridiplantae, Streptophyta, Magnoliopsida, Malvales, Malvaceae.
AGCUGAGUUAGCCUGGGUUUGUGGGUUGGGCAAAGAAUUGGGCCAUAGCUUUGUCUCAAUUUGUAUAGCGAAAUCAAGAACAAUUUUUAUUUCAACCAGGGUGACCGACACAUUGGCAUAAACUGAACACGUGUAGGAAAACAGAAUCCCACUUAAGAAUAGCCACGGGUAAAGCCAAAACAGAUGCACGUUCAAAAACAACUUCAGAUUAGUCCGCCCGCUCUCAGUAUUUGUAACGCGAAAUCUUCGCUCCCUCAGAGUUGAUCAUUUCUGUUCCGAAUUUGCUUGAAUCGUUCAUCUUAGUUUCACAGAACCAGGAACUUUUACUUCAUUCCAGAGCAGUCUGUAUUUUGCCUAGAACAACCAAAGCAAAUCUGAAAAAGUGAAACAUGUCCGGUGUAUCUCUUGCUGUGGCUCCUAGAAAUGAGCUAGAUCACACCAAAACACCCGGGGAAAAACCCGAACACAAACACAAUCCUCUUCGCGAGCAGCAGCAACAAUCAGUGGUGGGCGGUGUAAUGAGAUCAUUGCGUGUGAUUGAACUCCAACUGGUAGCUUUCAUUAUGGUUUUUUCUGUUAGUGGACUUGUCCCACUCCUUGAUUUAGUCUUCCCAGCUUUUGCCUCCACUUAUAUUAUCGCCCUUUCACGCUUUGCCUUCCCAUCCCAUGGUCGUGUAUCCACUGGACCGCCAGAGAUUUUCCAAGGCAGCAAAAUCUUUAGGCUCUUUGUGAUUCUUGGAACUACCAUAGGGCUUUUCUUGCCGCUGGCGUAUGUCUUGGGUGGCUUUGCAAGGGGUGAUGAUCAUGCUGUUCGAUCAGCUACACCUCAUUUGUUCUUGCUUUCAUUUCAAAUACUAACAGAAAAUGUGAUAAGUGGGCUGUCUUUAUUUUCACCACCGGUGAGGGCACUUGUCCCAUUACUAUAUACAGUUAGGAGGAUCUUUGUUAUCAUUGACUGGAUGUUUGGUGUUUGGCUCAACAAAACUCUGCCUGCGAAUGCACAACUGAAGGACAUUGCAUGGGAUUGGUUUGGGAAGGUCCUGGCAGCUGCAAACCUUUUGUACUUCUCUUUUAAUCUCUUAUGCUUUUUGAUUCCUCGAUUCCUCCCUCGGGCAUUUGAGAAGUAUUUUAGGGAGAGGGAUGAGAUUCAUAGUAAGAUUUCAGAGGACAAGCGUCCUCCAGCAGCAAACAAGUCUCAAACAACGGAUAACAAACUCGAUUGAAUCUGCUCUCUAUUGUUCUCUCUGCUGUCCGCACCACUUGAAGUGCUUGCAAUGUGUGAAACGGUAUAGUAUUGAAAAGCAAUAGUAUUUUUUUUUCUGCUGCAUCUAAACAUUCGUCCUUUCUUUUUAGACUUUUGACAAUGACAUUUUUAGAUUCAGUCCUAGCUUAUUUGUUUAUCUACCAUUAAUUUUAAAUAAAUCUUUCUUGUUUCUUUGUAUGGUACUAUUAGUUAUGCCAUAAUGUGACAAGUCUUUAUUUCUUUGUUUGAUGUUGCUGCCAUAGGAAAGGCUUAUUCUAGGUCAGAUGUUAGCAAAGUUCCUCCUAUAAACUAACAACAGAACUUGCAGCCUGGGAUAAACAUAGAUACCGAAUAUAGAAUAGAAGUUCA